AUGAACGUCCACCCGAGACGAACUCUUGACCAGUUCUACUAUCCUUCGCUGUCCGAUACAUCCGCGAGAGAUAAGGAUCAGACCAUUUCUAAAUGGACUGGAUCCAACCUGUGGUGUUGGGUAAUUGACGACAACUUUUGUGACCUUUAUGAAAGUGUCAAGAAGCAUGCAAAUGCUUGCAAAACAGUGUGGGACAUGCAAGCACUUCUGGUCCGAGAAGCCAUCAGUUAUACCGCGGAACAAAACAACAAGAAUGUUGUAGAUCUCAUUGAAACUUACAAAUGGGUCUCAAGAACGAAGGCUGCACGCCAAACAUCAUACGUACAAGAUUUCCUUAUAAAACACCACGAGAAUCACUUUGAUUCGGCAGCUCUUGAUGACAGCAAAGAAUCAAAACUGGUCCUCGAAGUAUCUGACAUCGUCGACGAAUUGAAGAUGAUCAAGAGCCUGGUACAGACACAGAGGGGUGUUUUGAAGACAUUCAUCGAGGCAUUGACGAGGAAGAACCCUUCAACCGAUGAACCGCAGCAGAACUCCCGUAAGCGUGCAAAUAUCAGUAAAUGUAGCUUCACCUCUACAGAUGCGUCACGUAUGUUUAUCAAUCUCCAGAAUCAGGAGACGCUGCACCGCGACAGUGAAGAUAUCAAACUAUUGGCCCAAGACAUCUCCGGGGCAGCCGCAAGUUAUGCAGUAACGGCAGACGAAACAUUAGUGUCGCUUCUUAAGGACCUGGAUGAGAUCAAAGAAGAAGCAGACUACACUCACAGAAUGCUACAAGAUUUAUUGGACCUCAAGUCAAAAGCUGCCAGUUUGGCAGAAGCCCGGUCGACGACCAAACAAGGUCAGGCAGUGAUGUUGUUCACGAUUGUGACCAUUAUAUUCUUGCCGCUAUCCUUUUUCACUUCUUAUUUCGGUCAAAACGUAUCAGAAUUCACGGGUGACGACAAGAAUCCCUCUUCGUGGGAUCUGUGGAAGGUUGGCACGCCAAUCACUGUCAUUGUAAUCGCAGUGGCACUACUUAUUGCGUUAUUGAUCAUGAAGCCGGAUUGGCGCCGAAGCUUAGUUUUGAGCCGCAGUGAUGGCGUGCACGACGUCGAAGCAGCGUAGACUUGUUGUUCUCGCCUGACCCUCAAAGCCUCUACAGCGAGAUGGAGGGGAGCGCAGGAAGUACCAUGGUGAGAGAGAUACCGCGUUGUCUUCAUAACAUCUCGUGUUCAAUUUUGUCCUCAACAAGGGGACAGUACUGGGCCCUUGUAAAGAGGAGCGCAUUUCAGCCUGGGCAAGGAAAGUUUUUCAUUAGAACGAGACAGGACAAGCUUAUAGAUGUAAGUACUGAAUAUGCGCUUGUGCAUAUUCAUAUUAAUGGGCAGCAACAUCACCAGUGAAAAAGAGCAACCCGCCUGGUGCGAUUGAUCUUGGGUUACGGAUACAAACCGCAAGCAAGUGCUUACGCCA
This is a messenger RNA of Paraphaeosphaeria sporulosa, 1455 nucleotides long. RefSeq lists its product as uncharacterized. Gene Ontology annotation, cellular component: membrane. Bases 1 to 1107 code for a protein of 368 amino acids. The transcript has 7 exons. The record is from RefSeq and is a predicted model, not a curated record. Gene Ontology annotation, molecular function: metal ion transmembrane transporter activity. NCBI's taxonomy places the organism in Eukaryota, Fungi, Ascomycota, Dothideomycetes, Pleosporales, Didymosphaeriaceae. Gene Ontology annotation, biological process: transmembrane transport; metal ion transport.